This is a messenger RNA of Bradysia coprophila, 619 nucleotides long. RefSeq names its product prostaglandin E synthase-like. NCBI's taxonomy places the organism in Eukaryota, Metazoa, Arthropoda, Insecta, Diptera, Sciaridae. The record is from RefSeq and is a predicted model, not a curated record. Gene Ontology annotation, cellular component: membrane.
UUGUUGAUGUUGAAGAUAUGUUAUGUUAAUUUCAGUGUUGUAUCAGCCGGUGAACGUGUGGUUUGGUAUUAUUAUUAAGUCGUAGAAUUCCGGCAAAAUGUUAAAAACUUACGAACUAAUUGAUUGUACGAAUACUGUAUUCUCAGCGUUUAUUGUGUGCUCCGCAAUAUUAGUGCUGAAAAUGUUGGCCAUGUCAUAUUUAACAUCAAAUCAACGAUUUCGUACGCAGACUUUCUCAUCACCAGAAGAUGCUGUCUUUUCGGAGCGAUCCGAAGUUAACUUUGAUAACGAAGACGUAAAUCGUGUACGAAGAGCUCAUCGAAACGACAUGGAAAACAUUCUGCCGUAUCUGACAAUUGGCCUGCUUUACGUUUUAACGGAUCCUUUGCCAUGGGUUGCAAAAAGUUGCUUUGUAACAGCUACAGUUGCUCGAAUCUUACAUACAAUCGUCUAUGCAGUCUAUGUUAUACGGCAGCCAGCAAGAGCUAUUUGCUUUUACGUGCAAUGGAUCAUCACCAUUUAUUUUGCCGUUGCAACGAUUCUUUUCUACGGUCGUUAUUUGGUUUAAGUUUUUGACUUUGAUGACUUUUAAAUGAACAUUUUCCGCUGGAAAUCUAAU